UGAAGACCAGCACUUGUAGUUCUUCACUAAAUGAGGAAUGGGCAAAGUGGUCUUCAGAACUUAGCCUGCUCCUAAAUGAAAAGUGUUCUAAUUCUUAGAGUCAUUGUUCUUGGAUGUAGCAUGAGCUGCUGUUCUCUGCAAAUGUCAAGGCAUUCUUUAGGCAAACUGCUGAGAGGAAGGGAACAUCCCCUCCUCUCCUGGAAUUCACUUUGCAAUAUUCUUUCUGCUCUGCAAAAAGCAGAUGUUGAUAAAAAUUCAUCCCAGAUCCCAGGGUGCACUGAAUCUUUGGAAGUAUGUAAUCUUGUGCUGAAUCUCCCAAGAGAGUGUUUCUUCCCAAGAAAAUGAAGGCUCCUGAUUUUUCAGCCCUCCUUCCCAUUUGUAGAUGACAGCCGCUUGCCUUGGUGCCUGUUUGUCUUCUGAUUUCUGUCUGCUCUGAUGGUUUUUCCAUAGGCUUAGUUUCCCCUCAAGGCAACCCUGCAAAGGAGUGUGGGAGAAUCAGACUCUGUGCAGAGCUGCCUGUUUUGCUGGGGCUGCUGUUGUUGUUGUUCUUGUUGAUGUUAUCGUUAGCCAAAAGACCACAAAUUGCUCAGAGCCCCAGAGAGUGGAGCUGGGUUUCAGAUCUCCUGCAAGCUCAAUCUCUCUGUUUUGAACUUUGCUUCUUGCAUUUUGUUUCUUUCAGGGUGUGUGGUGAGUGUGGAAGAUCCAGAAAAGAAGUACACUGGAUGGGAACAUCUUGGCAGUGGGGGCUUUGGAGCUGUUUAUAAGGCCUUCGACACUGCCACAGGAAAAGCGGUGAGUGCCCGUGCAGAUCUUGCAGCUCUUGAGUGCUUUCCCUGUGAUGUGAUCUGUGGCCAGAGCUUUGGGCCGCCUGUCUUUGCUGCAGAGGCUGUUCUGCAGAAGCAGUCUGUCUAGAGGCAGGCUGCAAAAUGCAUUUGGGACAGACUUUGUCCUUCCUACCUACCUGAAUGAAUGCAAGGAUGGCCGUGGUGUCUUUCAGAGGACACGCUAGCUUGGACUUACUGGAUAAAUGUGCAUAGAUUAGCUGAUGGCAAGAGCCAUCAUUCCAGCCCAAUUCCUCUUAAGCCCAGGAUCAGACACAGAUAUUUUGUUUUCUAUCAGGUGAUUCAGUUGGAAAAUACAAUGCAAGCCCUUCAGAAAGAGAGAUCUUGUCUGGGGCACAGUUUUGCCUUUCAGUCCUAGGGAACCUAGUUCACAUACACACACACCUACACACACACACACACACAGAGACACGUGCACAGAUGAAUGAGAAGAAGUUGAUGAAGAGCCUUAAAUAAUACAACCUUGUGUUGAUCCUGUGUUCCACUAGAGAGAUGCUCUCUGUUCUGAACAGGCAUGGUGGUGUCUUGGAGAGUCUUGCUGCUCUUUGGGGCUAGAAGUUCCAAGUCCUGAAUUCUCCUUUUUGACUCUCAGGAAAUACAUUCCAUCUUCCUUAAUAGUAAGGAAUUAGAGAAGGUAGUUCCUUAUCCAGCUGCAGAGCUGUGCUCAGGAACUGCACUUGGAGGGAGGUCUCGGAGGCGUCCAAAAGCCCCAAGCCCUGUACUUAGAACCUGGGGCACAUCCAUAGUGUACCACAGAAAGGGGUAUUCAUUUUUAAACCCAUUCAAUAAUUUCAAGUCUAAAGAUUGUUCUUCAAAGUUGCAAAAGCCAAACUGAAGAAGUGAGGAUGUGCUGGGAUUGUAACUUUACCUUGAGUCGCUUUGCAGUUCUUUUUUGACAGCAUUUUCCCCAUCAUGUUUUAUGUGUUUACUCUGGCACACAAUUGAAUUGGCAGCCAUCUCUUCACAGGAGAAAAAUUACUUUUGGCUUCCAAAGCGUGUGUAAAUGAUAAUAGUAGUGCUAAAUAAAGUCUGUUUGAGAAGCCUGCAGGUGCAGAGGGUGGUGUUAGCGCUUUGUGGUUGAUGGUUUAGAGUCCCUUUUUUCCGAGGUGACAAGGCAUCCAGGCCCAUGAGUGCCAGAGAAAGAGGCUCUGGUCAUGUCUGUCCCUAAGAGCUUUUGAAUGUCAUUGUAGGUGGCUGUAAAGGAACUUUAUCUCCAGCACCAUGGCUGUGAGGGAGUAUUAAAAGAAAUCCUGCUCAUAAGAGAAAAUAAGAACGCCAAUAUUGUCAGCUACUUAGAAAGCUACCUUGUGGAUGAGGCUGUCCUGCUGGUGUUGGAAUAUAUGGAUGGAGGCUCCUUAGCUGAUGUGGUCACCGUGAGAAGGAUGGCUGUAGGACACAUAGCAACAGUGUGUCGGGAGUGCCUGCAAGGCCUGGCUUUCCUUCAUGCCAAGCAGGUGAUCCACAGAGACAUCAAAAGUGACAACAUCCUUCUGGGCCGGGAUGGCUCCGUCAGGCUGGCUGAUUUUGGCCUCUGUGCUGUGCUCAGCCCUGAGCACAGGAAACGGAGGUCGAUGGUCGGGACCACUUACUGGAUGGCACCCGAGGUGGUGAGAAGAGAGCCUUACGGCCCCAAAGUGGACACCUGGUCCCUUGGGAUUGUGGGAAUAGAAAUGGCCACAGGAGAGGCUCCUUAUAUGCAGGAGACCAGUGUCAAGGCCAGCUACCUGAUAGGCAAGCAAGGGGUUCCAAAUCUGCACCAGCUCAGGCUACCCCCUGGCUUGUGUGAAUUUCUGGGCUGCUGCCUGCAGAUGGAUGUGGACAGGCAAGGCUCUGCCAAGGAACUUCUGCAGCAUCCAUUUCUGCAAUCAGCGGAGCCUCUCUUAAGCCUCUUCUGACAGCCUGAUUGCUGCCAUCCCUGCAGCAAGGGAAUGCAAGAAGCAAAGGAGAUGACAAGGUGUGAGAGUCUGUCCGAAACUUCCCUCAUUUUUUGCCUCUCGAUCGUCAUGAAAGCCAAGACCACCGGGGAAAGGGAAAGAUCCUGUUCUGAAAAUCCAGGUCUGUCUGGUCCACCAAGCCAGAUUAUUGCCUACGGGUGUGUUUGCUCAACUCAUGGAACACUGCACCCAAGAAGGGGCAGUGUGCUCUCCUUCGCCUGCAUCACCUAGCAACGCUAGUGCUGGAAUUUCUCCACCCUUCUGACUUGGCUGGACUUUCUCUCUGGAAUGACCUUCCCGGAGGUCGCCACAAAAGGACCCUCCAUUCACUGUACAU
Messenger RNA from Passer domesticus (house sparrow), 3113 nucleotides. Its product is annotated as serine/threonine-protein kinase PAK 3-like. Gene Ontology annotation, biological process: regulation of MAPK cascade; protein phosphorylation; intracellular signal transduction. NCBI's taxonomy places the organism in Eukaryota, Metazoa, Chordata, Aves, Passeriformes, Passeridae. The coding region runs from base 2183 to 2737 and encodes 184 amino acids. Gene Ontology annotation, cellular component: cytoplasm. The record is from RefSeq and is a predicted model, not a curated record. The transcript is spliced from 7 exons. Gene Ontology annotation, molecular function: ATP binding; protein serine/threonine kinase activity.